Paralichthys olivaceus (Japanese flounder) is the source of this 1475-nucleotide messenger RNA. RefSeq names its product general transcription factor IIF, polypeptide 2a (gene gtf2f2a). Gene Ontology annotation, biological process: transcription by RNA polymerase II; transcription initiation at RNA polymerase II promoter. Gene Ontology annotation, cellular component: transcription factor TFIIF complex. The record is from RefSeq and is a predicted model, not a curated record. NCBI's taxonomy places the organism in Eukaryota, Metazoa, Chordata, Actinopteri, Pleuronectiformes, Paralichthyidae.
GCCGAUUGUCCCUUCAGAGCUGCCGUAGUACACCGUACGCAUGCGUGUGCUGUUGCGUUGACGAGCUUUCUUUAUUGUUUAAAACAUGUCCGAAAAGGGAGAAGUGGAUUUAACUGGUGCCAAGCAGAACACGGGGGUUUGGCUCGUGAAGGUGCCCAAAUACCUUUCUCAGCAAUGGGCAAAAGCAUCUGGCAGAGGCGAGGUCGGGAAACUCCGCAUCUGCAAGAAAGGAAACCAAGGAAAAGCAGAGGUGAGUUUUACUCUGAAUGAAGAGCUGACGGUGAUUGAGGGUAUAGAUGCCAAGAAGGCGUCUGUGCCCCGUGAGCACCCGUUCACCAUGCAGUCAGUGGGAGGUCAAUUGUUGGCGGUCUACUCUGAGAAUUCGGCAGGCCAGUCAGAAGAGAGAUCUGAUGGCACCAGCUCAGGUUCGGGGGCGGGGGCAGGUCCAGAUAAAAUAGCCUUGGAGGGAGUGGUAGUGCAGAGAGCAGAGUGCAGACCUGCUGUUAGUGAAAGUUACAUGAAGCUGAAGAGGUUACAAAUAGAGGAGUCCUCUAAGCCAACCAGGCUGUCGCAACAGUUGGACAAAGCUGUCACCAGCAACUACAAACCUGUGGCCAACCAUGCUUACAAUCUCGAGUAUGAUCGCAAAAAGAAGGAAGAGGGCAAGAGAGCGAGAGUGGACAAACAGCAGGUGUUGGACAUGUUGUUUUCUGCUUUUGAGAAGCACCAGUUCUACAACAUCAAGGACCUGGUGGAUAUCACCAAACAGCCUGUGAGUUACUUGAAGGAAAUCUUGAGAGAUAUUGGCAUCUACAACGUGAAGGGAACACACAAGAACACAUGGGAGCUCAAGCCUGAGUACCGACAUUACCGCGCCGAGGAAAAGACUGAUGAAUAGCAUCUGAUCCUCCCAAGGUCAAUGUACCACCUCUUUAUUGGGGGUUCCUCCCUGAUCAGGCCUUGGUUGGGCCCACAAGCUCACUCCUGAUUUCCUAACAUCAGGUUUCAAAACACACUGGAUGAGCGCAAGUUGUUUUUCCCAGGAAAGGUUGUUGUAACCUCUUCUUACUGUGUAAAAGGACAGAGGAUCGAUGGUAAACAACUUAAGGUUUAUAAUCUAGUGUGCACCUUCCUGAUGGAGUUUCAUCUCCAGCAGACCCUCCAGGUUAAAUCCAUCUGGUAUUUGAUUUAGUUUCCGUGCAUCAGGGCCAUAGGACAGUUUUUCAUGAAGCAGAUGCACUGAAUUUAUAAAUGUUUAGAAAUGUGAACAUGGAUUUGAAACUUUAAAGAUGUGUUUUGCUAGAUCUUUUACAGGCUUCCACCAUAACUUGGAAAAAAGGAAGAUUCAGCCUGAACUUGCACUGGCAAUUUUUUUUAGACUUGUGCCCGUAUAUUGUAUCCUCACAGUUUCAUGUUCACUGUAAAAUUUUAAAGUUUUACACCUGAUUGACAUGUGUAAUAAAGUUUCAAUAUAA